Molecule: messenger RNA, 1322 nt
Organism: Theileria equi strain WA
Lineage: Eukaryota; Apicomplexa; Aconoidasida; Piroplasmida; Theileriidae
Exons: 2
Coding region: 187-1296 (369 amino acids)
Source: RefSeq, a predicted model, not a curated record
GUCAAUUUAUAAAUCAAUUUAUGCUCUGUAAAAUAUAAGGAUAAUGAUGAUAAGCUAAAUGUAUGUAAUGUAGCGUGUUUUAGUGGCCUCGUCUGUACUCGUAUGCACAUGACUUACAUGUUUGGCACAAAUGGCAGUUUCAUCAUAUUAUAACUAAAAUAAACCAAAAAGUAAUUGUAUAAUACAAUGGCAAAAUCAAUAUAUAAGGAGUUAGGGCUAUCCAAUAGAGAAUAUGAAGAAGCGCUAGUACUGGAACGGCUAUUCAAGUUGGUCAAAAAAAAUCCAUGUUCUACUUGUUUGUUAAAGAAACCCACACAUGUAGAUUUGGACCGUUUCGAACUUCUCUGCUCAACAUGCUCAAAAAGAUGUUCUUCCAAGGUCCAGAUAGGAAAAGGACUCAUUUCAAUGUCUGAUCUAGAUCGUCUAGAAUCAAUGUAUGGAAAGAGCAAAAAGAAACCCGACGUUCCCGCACGAAAACACAAAAGUGGGAAGUCACAUCAUAGGAAUAAAAGUACAUCUCAAUCAUCCUAUGAGAACUACAGGAGUCAUGAAAGCUACGACUCUGAUAGUUCAUACCAGCAUAGACGUAGGUCGCAUUCUAAAAAACCAAAAGAUCGCUACCCAUCAUUUAAUCGUGACUAUCCUCCUGAUGUCUAUCCGACAAAUGUUCACAAGGGUAGGCCCGUUGAACACUCCUAUACUUAUCCAUCUGGGCCUCACGGAGAAUAUCCCAGAGGUUCUAUAGAUUAUCAUGAUUCAUACCCCAAACCGGCAUACCCGUACAAGCUCCAAUAUGGUGAUGGUAAAAGGGACAUACCAGGAAUGGUUGGAAUAUUAGCUGGGCAGGGGCAUCCUCCAAAGGAUGACUGGCCAAUUGUUAGAAACAAAUGGCCACAAGUGGAAGAUAAAAGGGCAUUUCCACCGAGAAAUUAUGAUGGAUAUUCCGCUCCCAGAACAUUUUCCACUGGUUUUGUUGAAAGACCACCGAUACGUAGGACUGAACCUGGAGCACUGGCAUUGACAAACGGUUAUCCAAGUAUCAGAUCUACUGUGCAACAUACAGAGUCCAUGAAUAACAACCCGUUUGCUAAAAGAAGCGGGGACAUGGGCAACAAACAACCGUUCAACUUUUCUGGAAUGAGGGAGGCCCUUUCACUACCAAACCCUGCAAAUCCAUAUGUACAAGGUCCACCACAACCACCAGCUGAUUACAGAAUGAACAGUUAUCGGCAUAUAAAUGAUUAUCAGCCAAGGAUGCCGCCACCGGGUGACCACUACUUCAAUAAGUUUCAAUAGUGUGCACUCGAUGUUGUAUCGGGUUA